UUUCACAUUUCAGCCAGAAGCAUGGUUUUGUUUACAUAGUAAUAACUGAUUGUCAAUUCUAGUAAACUUCAAGGAAAAUGAUUUGAAAGUAAAUUACACAGUUACGUUUUGUGCAAAGAUUUUGUGAUAUCUCUUACUCUAAAUUUUGCACCCAAGUUUGCUCUGUAUAACUGGUCAUCAAUGAGUUCUACACCCGUCCGCAGCCCUGGAGGAGGCUCCUCAAAACGAAGAGAAUCUUUCUCACCCAUUAUUCUUCCUGAAAGUCCAGUUACAAGCAUGAAGCAGAAAGGAAAUUUGACUGGAAAUGCAAGGAUCAUACGGGAUAAUUGUGCCUCCAUUUGUAAUCUCAGUAAAAAAUGGGAUGUGAGUAACCAAGUAGGAGCUGACAUAGUGAUGAAGAUUAUCAACUUAAAAUUAGAAGCACGGGAACAGUCAACUGGUAGCUCCGAAGAAGUGCAGUAUCCUGUAGGCUUGGAAGAAUUAAUCAUAGAAUUGGAAAAUACAUGUGCAAAUAUGGCGACAAUUGUUGAUGAAAUGGAAAAAUCAAAAGGUCAUCUUCUUGGUGUGGAGAAGUUAGAAAAAUUCCAGAACAAAGGGGACACCCCAAUUUUCGUCUCUUGGCCCACGGCUAAAUUUGGGCAAUUUGCAGAUUAUGUCGCUAGUGUGUACAGGAAGGAAUUGAAAGUGAAGGUGAAAGUGAAAGAAAAAAUCGCACAUCAAUCAACCAGGGAGAACUUGAUGUUCUACUUCUCAUGUUGGUUUUAUCAGGUGUAUAUUGACAAAGAUAUCAAAGAAGAGUUGUAUAACAUGGCAAUGGAAGUUGGUUUCAGAUGAUGAAAAUGCCAGUUAUAUGUAGGUUAUCCUGUUAGGGCGACAGUUUCGCUGCCAAGAGGGUAAUUUUUCCCUCCUUGAAAUGCCAUCAGUAUCUGCAGGCAGUUCUCCAUCUUCACUUGGCCUGUUAUUCACCUCACAAAAGAUGAUUCCUUGAGCCACUUGCUGGCAGAUUCCUUAUCAAACUUGGGGCAUAUAUAUUUUGCAUUAAGUAGAUUUUUGAACACUGCUAUUAGUACAAGUAAGUGAUCAUGUUUUAAAAAGCAUCAUGAAUUGUUGAUUUUUACAAGUGAAAAAUAGUCCUCACCGUGAAAAAUUUGUGGCAAAAAAUGAAUUGGUGCAAAAGUGAUGAACGAGAGCUAUACUUAUGAAACACCUUUGUAAAUUUUCGUCACUUCAGAGGUUCUUCUAAUGUAAAAUUGUACACUCCUCAUUUUUGUGCAGAUGGUACAACGCAGUGCUUUUACGAAAGUAAAGCAAUUUUUAAUUGAAAGGACCAUUAUCUAAUGGUAACAAUGAACAACUUAUAAUUUGUUCGAAGAAAACACAUUUACAGGAGCUCUAACUAUGGUCCAAUUGGGCUGAAAUUCUGCAGGGAUUUUAUUUUCAUGUAUCGGUAUCUAUUAGAGACAUGAGAACUGAACUUUUCUAACUUUUUUUUUCUCACUAUACAAAUAAGCUAUACUGCAUUGUGCAGCCAUGUGCACCAAAAUUAACAUUUUUUGUUCAUAUUACUGUAGGAUAACUUAAGUAAACAACUGUGAUGCAUAUUUGUUGUUGGUUUUAACAUUUUUGCCGUGUUUAACAGAUUUCUAUCAGUUUUUGUUAAUCGGUUUUUAAUAAAAUUGUAAAAAAGGAAA
This is a messenger RNA of Bemisia tabaci, 1691 nucleotides long. Its product is annotated as cyclin-dependent kinase 2-interacting protein. The record is from RefSeq and is a predicted model, not a curated record. NCBI's taxonomy places the organism in Eukaryota, Metazoa, Arthropoda, Insecta, Hemiptera, Aleyrodidae.